Molecule: messenger RNA, 1973 nt
Organism: Cornus florida
Lineage: Eukaryota; Viridiplantae; Streptophyta; Magnoliopsida; Cornales; Cornaceae
Product: UDP-glycosyltransferase 87A1-like
Exons: 2
Coding region: 385-1845 (486 amino acids)
Molecular function (GO): UDP-glycosyltransferase activity
Source: RefSeq, a predicted model, not a curated record
CUAAAUACAACUUUUUAUUUUCUUCAAAUCAUUUCAUUUUUUUUUUCAUUGUACCAAACUGGCCUAAGCGACAAAUAACGUACCUAUCACAACACAUAAAGUAUUUAUUCUCGGUCAAUCACAAAAUCAUUUUCAACAACUUACAUUUGUACUCACAUAAUUGUAAUGAUACAAAUCGACAAUAUGAAGAGAAGUACACAAAUCUAUAUAAUAUAUUGAACUCGUAAAAAAGCCAUAUUAGGUGACGCAGCCCACCAUAAUCAAUAAAGUUUAUUUGAGAGCAGGAAGUUCUUUAUAUGCACACCCUUUUGCAGGAAAGAUUAUACACACACACACACAUACACACACAAUUGCUGACUCUGCUCCUCCUCCCUCUCUCUCUAGAUGUCCUCCUCCUCCUCCUCCGUUACAGCAGAAGAUCAAAUUCACACACACACACACACUAGUAUGGGUUCGGCCGAAAUAGAACCAAUGGGUAGAUGCCACGUGGUGGCCUUGCCUUAUCCAGGAAGAGGACACAUCAACCCUUUGAUCAACCUCUGCAAACUACUAGUUUCUCGGAGCAGCGACGAUCUUCUGAUCACCUUCGUCGUCACGGAGGAGUGGCUUAGCUUCAUCGGCUCCGAGCCCAAGCCGGCUAACAUUCGGUUCCGCACAAUCCCCAACGUCCUGCCUUCCGAGCUGGUCCGCAGCGCCGACAUGCCCAGCUUCAUCGAUGCCGUUUUGACGAAGAUGGAGGAGCCGUUCGAGCAGCUCCUGGACCGGCUGGAGCAGCCGCCAUCGCUCAUCAUGGCUGAUGUUUUUGUUCCGUGUGCGGUUAACGUCGGGAAGCGGAGGAAUAUUCCUGUGGCUGCGAUUUGUCCCACGUCGGUAUCGGUGUUUUCAGUCUUUUACCAUUUUGACCUUUUGGUGCACAACCAGCAUUAUCCUUUCGAUGUGUCAGAAAGAGGAGAUGAGCGGGUGGGUUACAUCCCCGGAAUAUCAUCAAUCCGUCUGGUAGAUCUUCCUACAAUCUUCUACGAAAGUGAACAACUUUUGUACAACGCUGUCGAAAUGAUUUCUCAUGUGGACAAAGCACAAUUUUUGUUGUUCACCUCCAUAUUUGAGCUCGAAGCUCAUGUCUUCAAUGCUUUAAAAGCAAAAAUGCCAAUACCCAUGUACUCUUUUGGCCCCUUAAUACCUCAUUUCACACUUGGUGACGGUGCCUCUGACCAAAUGGCUAGCCACAAUGACACCAAUUACCACAAAUGGUUAGAUUCUCAGCCUCAAGGCUCUGUUUUGUACAUUUCAAUGGGGAGUUUCCUCUCUGUUUCAAGUGCCCAAAUGGAUGAAAUUGCAGCCGGGUUGCGCGCUAGUGGUUUACGGUUCUUGUGGGUGGCCUGUGGGGAAGCUUCAAGGCUAACGGAGGCUUGUGGAGACGCAGGAAUGGUGGUGCCUUGGUGUGACCAAUUGAAGGUCUUGUGCCAUUCUUCAGUGGGGGGAUUUUGGAGUCAUUGUGGAUGGAAUUCAACUAUGGAAAGUGUUUUCGCUGGCGUACCAAUGCUUACCUUUCCUUUACUUAUGGAUCAAGUCCCAAUUAGUAAGACUAUAGUCGAAGAUUGGAGGAUUGGGUGGAGGGUCAUGAAGAGGGAAGGGAGAAUGGAAAAUUUGGUGGGGAGAGAGGAAAUUGCUGACCUUGUGAGGAGGUUCAUGGAUUUGGAAAGCGCAGAGAGACAAGAAAUGACUAGAAGGGCAAGAGAACUUCAGAAGAUUUCUCGACAAGCAAUGGUUAAAGGAGGAUCUUCUGAAGUCAACCUUAGUGCUUUCGUUAGGGUCAUUUCACAAUUGACAAGAACAUUAAGUUGAUUUACUUGUUACUUUAGAUUUUAUGAACAUUAUGGACACUACUGUAUUAAUGCAUGGUAUAUGUUCUUUCUGCAUUCUUUUUACGUCUCUACACACACAUAUACAUAUUCAUGGGCACUAAUAAAGUC